AUACUCUUGUAAUUAAUGGUAACAAUAACAAAGCUACUAUGUUGUUAUUGUUCUUCUCUGGAUUUAGAAAAAUGCUUCAAUCAAAGGAUGUAAGAAAGUUUUCCUUGGUUGUCAAGCCAUGUUUUACCCUGACAGUAUUUUCCAGUGCAACACUGCAACGGAUCUGAAGAUAUAUUUGCAACAGGCUUGCGAACUGCUUCCUAUUACAGAUUAUCCUGCAGACUUUUUCUGCUAGAAACCUUAUUAGUGAAUAACCAUUUGCCUUCUACAAUUCCACCUAAGAGAGGGAAGAUAGCUUAAUUUCUGUGUGUCUGAGAUUUGGGAAUCUACUUCAAAGAUUAUUGUAACCUGAUGUUUAGUAUGACAAUAAAUUACAGUGGGUCCUCAAGAAUGCAGGGAGCAACGUUACAAAGAAACUGGUCCAUAAGGGGACUUGCAAAUGGAGCACGUGGGUCUUGCGAUUCAUUUGGACACCUGAUGUUUUAAAAAGUUUGAGAUCAAGUAGAGCAGAUUUUCAGUAUCAGAUGUAGAUGGAAUUUAUCACCACCCUUCUUUUAACAAAUACAGAAAGAUCAAAGUAUCCCAGCACGGGGGAAAUGAAAGAGGUGGGAGAUGCAAAGGGUAAAGAAUGAACAAUCUCUUCAGGAUGUUUUAAAUGAGCUGGGAAGCCACACUGCCUCCUUGAUGUUGACAACAUUUGCAAAUCACUUGCAAUUAGAGAUGUUGGUGUCUGGUAAGUCGUUUCCCAUCAGGGAAGAUUAAAAAGACAUGUGCAGUGCAUAAUCAUCAAAAGAAAGAGAAAAAAAAGGUCUACACACUGAAGUAUUUAUCUGGAAAAGCAGAGAGGCAGAGGAGCUGUGGUGUCAGUGCAAAUAAUUUCAAGAAGGUCCAUGAAGACCUUUCCAUUAUGUGCCUCGGUGAUAUCAUCAAACCAUCUUAGAGAUGUUCAUUUUGGCAGCUCUGGGCUAGGGGGAAGAAGAGGUCUGUGUAUGUGCAAGAUAGGAAGAAGAGCAGGGGCAAGUCAAGAUCCCAUGAAGAACCAUCAUGGUGACUCUUCCUCUUUUCCUCUUCUUCAUCCUCUCACCCUGCAGUAAAUCCCAGGAGGACUUUCUGGCUGAGGAUCAGAAAUGGAACUACAGAGAAGGCGCUGACAAAGUCAACAUAGAAGGCAUUAACAGCAUUACUCAAACACUUGAGAAAUGGGGAAACGGCAUCUUCUGGCAAAUGAAGCACACCCUGCUGAAUGACCCAAAUGCUUUACUGCCCGAAUUCUCCAGUCUUCGCCCUGUCUCUGCAGCUGUGGACAACCUCGUGAGGGAAGUCCAGUCAAUAAGAAAAAGGCUAGAAGAACUGAAUGAACGGCUCAAUGUCAUCAGCAAAACUGUCCUUCCCAUCCGACUGAACGCUUUGCAGAGCCAGAGGCGUGGAAAUACUCAGCUGCGGAGACUUCCGAUGUAUAGGAGAAGGUUGUACGCUCGCAGGAGACCUCAGGGGAAUUAAUUCUGUACCAGAAAAAAAGAAGGGAUUUUUUUUUUUUUUAUCUGCUUAAACCUUUCUCAAUGGGGCACUGCUAAAGGGAGUGAAGCAAAGGACAUACAAGUCAUCUUUGUUAAGAAGACUGGAACUUCUACAUUUAUUUGCUGCCUUUCAAACCUAGGUCAGUAGGUGAAAUCUGACCUUGUUCUUCAAUUAUGGCUGUUUUGUGUCCCAUGCAAAAUGAGUGAAAAGCUUGGUUUACUUGAGUGUGAAUACUUUCAAGCUAUACAGUCAUUCUUUUUGCUUACCAGAGGAAGUUCUUUCCAUAAAGAUCAGGUGAAUUUCUUUCUCUGUCUUAUCUUUACACCACUCCAUCUGAAACAGCUGAGACAUUCGAUCUUCAAAAGUGUUGAAUGCUUGGUGAAAGCAGAAAGAUAGGUUAGUGCUUGGCACUUCCACCUGGGCGGGGAUGGGGAGAAGCAGCUAUGUUUUAAACUACAGUCUUGACCUGUUCUCUAUCGUGCAAAGAAUGCCCCAUUCACAUGUUCCGGUCAUGGGUAUGGUUGGAUAAUCUUGUCCCUGCAUCAUGUUUCAAUACUGAAUAUGAGUCAUAUUCUUGGGACCAGAUUUGAACAUCUUCUGCAAAGAAGUGGUUUUUUUUUUUAGAUACCUGGAACUGUGCACUCAAAACCUUGCCAUUCAGUAGAUAUGUUCAGAAUUUCCAGCACUCUGAAAGACAUUGCACUGACUUCUACCAAGACCCUUAGAAACCAGGGGAUGUUUUUCCAAAACUAUUUAGGUAACUAAUGGCAUAGAUAGGUGUCUAGAAGGUUUUUCCAAAGUAGCUGAGGCAGUUCAGUCCCCAAAAUCACAGAUAAUAAUUCAAUUGAUGUCUAAUUUGCACAGUAUCUUCUCCACAUGCAAGCACUGACCUCCAGACAUUUCUCAACAUCCUUUAGCACAAUUAAAAUCUGUAGAAAAAGAACAACUACGCACCCCAGGGACUUUGGUGCCUCAGGGAUCACCCAGAAUACCAUGCCUUCAGCUUGUCUGUGUUGUGGCUUCCUGAAAAUAAAACUGGUGAUAAAAACCAGUGAAGAAAUCAAAUUAUGCACUAAACAGAGGACAGAGUGGGCUUGCCCUUCAGCUCUCUAAAGGGAAAUCCAAUACAGAGAUUCCCAUCCAGUGUUGCAGCCACCUGCAUACCUGAAAUCUGUUGAAACAUAUGCAGAAGAGUUAGAAAGGAAAAUAAACUCUUUUUUUUUUAAAGGUCUGGAUGGAGCAAUUUAUAAGAACAAAAAUAAAGAACUAUGUCAAAAUGGUUGUGGGGGAGGCUGGCAUGAUGGUUGUUUUGCAAACACUUUCCAACCAUGAACAGUGAGGAUGCAGACCAGCUAUUUAAGGAUUCCCAAGACCUGGGUUUAUGCAAAGAAGUUCAGUGACACUACAAUAAUCCCAAGAGGGAAAGGAGAAAAACUAGUUUAAUAUAAAAUCUUUCAGAAGGAUCCGGAAGUAUUGACACAGGCAGCAUUUUGGCUCUACCUGGGAGUUGAGGAGGGGAGGUAUGAAGAGUCUAUGAGACAAUCUGAUAAAUAUUUUGCACAUCAGAGUCAUAGAAUACUCAGCUGGAAGGGACCACAAGGAUCAUCUGGUCCAACCUUUAGCGUUUUUAGCUUGGAAAGUAGCUACCGUUGUUUGGGCUAAGCUCUCAAUAAGAUGUUGCUAAGUACUCAAUAGCUGUAUCUGCACUGAUGAAAUGACCUAGAAACUAGAGCACAGAUAAAUACCAUACUUCAUCCAGUGUUCCUCCUCCAGGAGUGAACGAAGUACACUACUCUCUAGCAGCCUUUGCCAUAGCCUUGAGGUCAGUCAAAGGCCUUCUUUCUGCAACUCUAUAUUUCUGUAAGAGGCAAGUUACAAAGAUCAAGUUUAACAAGAUACAUCAAGUCUACAGUACCACUUCCAAUACAAAAAUCUCUUAACAGCUUUGUUUUCUUGGAGUUCAGGUUUUCAGAAAAUAACAAAACUCUAGCUUGGAAGGUCUCUCCUUGGCUUUUGCUUAGGAAUUUGAAGCACUGCUUAGCUAGACAAGGGAAAAGUCAAGCCUGUGAAAAAGCUGAUAAAAAGAUACAGUUGUGCCUUUGGUGAAGUUGUCAUCAUAAUUUCUCAGGAAAUGUGGAGUAUUUUGAUUCCAGAAUAUAUUUACCUAAAUUACAAGGCAUAGCAGGAAAUAAAGGCCCCCUCCUCCUUGUUAUUUUGCACUCAGAGCUACCAGUCUAUGCUGCAGCAUCAGUUACAUGCUUGCACAGACUGCUGGUCCUGCCAGGCAACGCUUCACACACUUUGCUUGUGGCUCUAGGAACUGCUGGUCAGUUUGGCCUAUCUGGAGGAAGAACACAACAUAAAUGUCAGCUCUAAUGUUCGUAUUUUAGAGAUAAGAACUUUAUCAGGCAAGCUGAAGUUGUAUAAAAUCCAACAUGAAACAGAAAGAUGAGACUUCUGGCUUGUGUAAGUCCCUCAGUCACAGAUGGAUGGAGUUGGGAGGCCAGACCAGAUCACUGCAUGCUUUUACUUUUUACCUAAUGUCCACCACCAGCUUCUGCCAGAGAGAGAGGACUGGGCAAGAUGGACCUUUGGUCUGACCCAGUUCAUGUAUUCCUAUACUAAUAUGUGCUAGUUGGUUUUCCUGGCAAAACUCAUCAGCUCAACAGAGAAACUCACCAUUUAUUUUAAAGAGAACAAGUAAGCUGCAGCACACAAUGUAUAUUACAAUUACGCAAUUUCUUGCAUAAUGGUGAAUGAACCUAAUUAUAUAAAUGGUUAAUAAAUUACUAGAUCUGUGGCCUUGUCACUACUGAUA
Molecule: messenger RNA, 4336 nt
Organism: Columba livia (rock pigeon)
Lineage: Eukaryota; Metazoa; Chordata; Aves; Columbiformes; Columbidae
Exons: 4
Coding region: 1045-1500 (151 amino acids)
Source: RefSeq, a predicted model, not a curated record